CAUCAGAAGGCCUGGUGUUGGCCUGUGUAUUACUUCUUCUUGCAAUGGUUAUCCUCGUCAUCGCCGCAAGAACCUGGAUGCUCUUCAAGCAAGAUUCAGGAGACAUCCAUCAUCGAGUCCCAUCGACGACGCCAAAUGUCAUACAUGGCACAUCCACUACAACGCAGGAUACGACGACGCCAAAACUCACACGUAGCACAACCACCACAACAAUUACAAGGCGUCCCCUGACCGACGAAGAACUGACUAAACUGGCUGAAACGCGUCCCAUCACAGUCCUCUUCGUCGGUGACCACAGCUACAGUACGAUAUCGAAGGAACAAUUCCUGAUAUAUGCACAAAGCCAGCUUAACAUGAUCAAUGCAGCCUUUGCAGAAAAUAACAUCAAGCUGAAGAUGAAAGUAUACGACACCUAUGUGCUGAAUGAGGAACAGGAAAGAAACCACCUCGUGGAAAUUCCUGGGAGACAGUUUCAGUCAAUUGACUCAGAGAGAACCUCUGAGAGACUUAAGGGAAGAAUAGUUGAAUACCCUGGGGUCAACGAGUCCGACAUCGUCUACGUAUUUACGAGAAAGCUCCUCAGCAGGGAAGGUUCUCAACAGACUAGUUGGGACUGGUACGAAGAUAAAACAGGACCCUGUGGAGGACGUUUGCUGCCCAACAUCUACUACGACCCUCCCUUUUCCUACCUAGCUGUUACACAUUGUAUGUGGUCCAACACCCUGGUCAGGAUAGUGAACACGAGUGAAUGCGAUGACAUGCAUCUUGAUCAAUGCUACCAACAUCUCAUCCCUGCAUAUAAGGACGACUUGAAUAGAAGUCUAUGCUACACAACGACAGACACGCAAAAUGCGCCUACAUUUUCAGGAGUAGUAGGAUUCAACGUAGAUAAUUUCUGUAAGGCGAGCGCUCUUAUAGAUGGACUAACAGCGGGCAAAGGCUCUACAGUGAGCAAAUCGUGUACCACGCCGUGUGGGGUUUCGGGACACUCGUAUGACACCAACUUCUUUGGUCCAUGCAAGGCUCCGCAGUCUCCCGGACAAGCAUGCUUCGACGACGACGAUGCGCUGUGCUUCUUGAAGAAAUGUGGAAAGAAAUACAGCGAGAUAAAAGCGCUGUCCCGUCGUAACUGGAACCUACCAGACAGCCAUUACGACGAAAUGGAUGCCUGUGCUAAAUAUCCAUGACAUGACGUUCAUCUGCUCCAGGUUACCUGGUCGUGUCGUGCUGGCUACUUCGAUUCGACUAAGUGCCUGCUGCCGCUGUCUUGUGUUCAAUAUUGCUGUUCAAUAUGUCACUCUAUAACAGAUUGAUGCUCAUUUG
Molecule: messenger RNA, 1323 nt
Organism: Ornithodoros turicata
Lineage: Eukaryota; Metazoa; Arthropoda; Arachnida; Ixodida; Argasidae
Exons: 14
Coding region: 45-1187 (380 amino acids)
Source: RefSeq, a predicted model, not a curated record